AUGGCUCGGGUCCAUGAGUGGGAAGGGACGGGGAAGGUGGCGCGGUCCGGGAGGAGGAGGGAUUGGGGAAGGUGGGCGGGUCCGGAGGGAGGAGGGAGUGGGAAUGACGGAUCGGGUGCGAAGGGGGAAGCAGGUGGGGAUGGUGGCGCGGGUCUGGAGGGGGAAGGGAGUGGAAAUGACGAAUCGGGUGCGGAGGGGCAAGCAGGUGGGGAUGGCGGCGCGUGUGCGGAGGAGGGAGGAAGUGGGGAUGACGGAUCGGGUGUAAAGGGGGAAGCGGGUGGGUAUGAUGAGACGGGUCCGGGGGCGGAAGCGAGUGGGGAUGGUGCAGCGGUGCCGAUAGGGGAGGCCGGUGGGGGCCUGUUUGGCGGAGUGCGAGAGAAGGAAGGGGCGUGGGGAUGGUGUUGUGGGUCCGGAAGAUGA
Messenger RNA from Dioscorea cayenensis subsp. rotundata (Guinea yam), 420 nucleotides. RefSeq names its product paraneoplastic antigen Ma6E-like. The transcript has a single exon. The record is from RefSeq and is a predicted model, not a curated record. The coding region runs from base 1 to 420 and encodes 139 amino acids. Lineage: Eukaryota; Viridiplantae; Streptophyta; Magnoliopsida; Dioscoreales; Dioscoreaceae.